Molecule: messenger RNA, 948 nt
Organism: Acanthosepion pharaonis
Lineage: Eukaryota; Metazoa; Mollusca; Cephalopoda; Sepiida; Sepiidae
Source: the annotation of a GenBank genome assembly
AUGAAGCCGAGCACAGCAAUUGCAGACGGAAGAUGCAAACGUCACAACAUCACUUCUCCCUCACUUCUCCCUUACUUCUCCCUCACUUCUCCCUUACUUCUCCCUCACUUCUCCAUUACUUCUCCCUCACUUCUCCAUUACUUCUCCUUCUCUUCUCGCUUACAUCUCCUUCACUUCUUCCUUACUUCUUGUAUUUUCCCUUAUAAUUUUCGCAUUUUGUUUUACUAUGUAAUUCUCAAUAUGUUUGCUCUUCUUUUAGAUUUGUUGUUUUACUCUUUGUCCACUGCCUUACUCUCCAUCUUCUGCAUUACUCUCUGUCUUUCUUCUUUCUCAUCUCUCUCUCAUUCAUUUUUUUUGUUUAGCUCUGUUUUUAUUCCCUACCUUACUCCACGUCUUCCUCUUGAUUCUCCUUACUCUCCAUAUUCUGCAUUUUCGAUAUUGCUCUUCUUUUUUCCUCUUACUUUCUCUCCCCAUCUCACAUUUUCUCCAUUAACCUUCGACUUCUUACUUUCUCUCCUCAGCUCUCAGUCAUUCUUAAUGAUGGCUCUGUUUUUAUUUCCCACCUUACCCUCCGCCUACCUCUUCUUUCGCCCUACUCUCCAUAUUCUUUCAGUACACAUUACUCUCCAUCAUCCUCAUUUUAUCCAUUACUCUCAAAUCUAUCUUCUUACUUUUCGCCAUCUUCUAUCCUCCGCUGCCAUUCCUUGUUCAUCUUUUAGAUAUGCUCCUUUCUUAUUUCCUACAUUAUUCGUUUUCUUCUGCUUUACUCUUCCAUAUUUUUUGUACUUUUUCAAAUAUAAUCUAACUUAUUCAACAACUAUGUAUCUACGCCCCUCUCCUUGUAAAUAUCCUUUUCUCUCUUUUCGCUACUCCCUCUAUCGUCCUUUUCUUUUUUGUUUCACUCUUUAUCUGAUUCUGUUGCCUACUCACACUCCCUCUUGUUUCUAA